GAGGCGCGUCUGUAAAUAUUUAAAAAUUGAAAAACAUAUUCAUAAAUGGCCCAGGCCAAAACACUGCGAGAAAUUCCAGCAGCGAAGUGAUUUUGAAUGAGUGGUUUCAAAGUGAGCAGUGCUAGCCAAAAUCGUGUUUUGUGGCCAAAACGAAAAUAUUGUAGAUCAUAACAAAUGCAUUUGAAAUAUAAAAGUUAAAAAAAGGUUUAAAAAAAAGUGCGAAGCGAGCUGAUUCCGUUUUUGUUUGUGUUUGCCUUGCCGGAGCACGCGUGUGUCUGCUUUUUACCUUGGACAAGAAUAAACCAUCCAAACAUCCUGCAGCAUCCAUCUACUUGGCCAUUGUGGUUGUUCUUGGCUUUUUCCUCGGCGCGGCCUCACGUUCAUCCUCAUCUUUUGUGAAUCCUUGGCGCAGCAGAUUCUAGUUGGUGGCCUACUCUGAAGAAAAUGUUUGAAUAGAGAUGGCCAAACUUUCACGACGUGCCUCGUCGUCUGCAGCAACGCCCUCCACAGCAACAACAGCAACUACAGCGAGUACCGGAGCAACACAAGUCAACCCAAGUCAUGCCACAGGCGACACGCAGCAACAAGAGGAGCAACAGCAACAGCAGCAGCAGCAGCAGGAGCAUCUGCAACAGCAACGCGUUGUCCGUCGUGCCACCAGCAACAACAACAACAACAGCAACCGACCCCAAGCGGCGGCCCUCAUCGAUACGAGUCCUGAUGUCCUGCAUGAGAAUCCACCGCCAUCACCGACACCGGCGGCGCUUUCAAACCACAGCAGCAACAAUAGCAGCUACCACAGCAACACUGCCACGCCCACUGCACCCGCCCACGCCCACGUCACGGCCACGCCCUACAUGCCGCUGCUACCGCCGGGCGAGCAGAAUCUGACGGAUGCGGAAAAUGCGGCGGAGCGGGCCAGGAUUCGGGAGGAGUUCUUCGCCACGUACGACGUGAUGACGGGCGUGAGGAUCGCCGCCACUUUGGGCGGCUUCUUUGGGCUGAUGGUCUUCCUGAUCGUGUGGAAGAGUCGCAGCAGCAGCAACGAGACGCUGAAGGUCCUCAAGGAUCCCAAGAUGGCGGCCGUGGCGGCGGUGUGCAUGCAGGAGGAGGAGGAGCGCGAGAUCCACGAUGCCAUCGUCGCCACGGGGAUGUCGAUCUAUCCUGAUGAGUACGAUGCCAUGGUCUAUCGCCGCCAGAGGAUGCUCUCGCUGGGCAAUGUGAGUGCCCCGCCGCUGCUGAAUCGGGGAUACCGCUGUGGUUCCAUGGGUGGCGUGGGAGUGGGCGCUCCUGUGGGCUACAGCUAUCUGCUGGAGCCGCCGCGUCGCUUCUCCUACUCUUCCAUGUCCGGCGGCGGAGGACCGGGUUCCGGCCAUGUGGGACGUCGCAAGAGCGGAUCAGAGUCGUCGCGCAUCUUCAGCAAUUAUCCCAUGGGCGGCAGCUUUGGCACAGACGACUACUUCGUGGAGACGGAGGACGAACUGGAGGCGGAGGAGUACAUGCAGCCGGGCGUGCCAGAUGAACCAGUGCACCAGCAUCAGCGAACGGACUCCACGCGCAGCAAGCCGGGAUUUCUGUCCGUACCAAUGGCGGGGCAGGACUCCCGCCGGAGCAGCGCCAUGACCUGCUGCAGCACGGAUAGCUCCUACCUGGAGCGGCGCUCCUCCGCCUACAUGGGCGGAUGCAUGGGCCACCUGCCGCCCACGCUGCAACGGAAGCUAUCGACUGCCUCGCGGACUUCGAGCAUCGCGGACUGGGACUACUACUACCCGGACAUCCAGGUGAUCCAGCCGACGCCCAAGGCCUCGCCGUGUCCCUCGGAGCGGAGUGUGCACGAGGGAUCGGGUUCGGGUUCGGGUUCGGGCAUGGGAUCGGGAUCGGGAAACGGAUCACGGACCUCCAACCUGAGUGCGCCGAGCAUCAAGCGGAAGCACAGCAUCGUGUCCUAUGAUCCGGAUAGUGCUCAGGCGGGUAGGAAGCAGCAGAUCCACUCGAUAAGCGCCGACACCGUGGACGUGUAUCCGUACAACCAGGAGAGCUCCGUGGAUCUGGCUCUGGCCCUGCCUCUGCCCAAGCCGGUGCAGUCGGCCCCGCCCACCAGUGCGCACCAGGCGUUCCACUUCUGCGACUCGCCCUCGGAGGAGCUGCGUCUGGGUGUGCGGCGCAAGCUGACGCUGGUGGAGCUGCAGCGCAACGAGAGCAACAACAAUAGCUUUCCGUACACGGCGAACGCAGCGGUUCCGGCCGGAGUGGCGGCGGGUACGGCGGCCAGCUCGAGCAGUAUCAGUGUGGACAGCACACCGGUGAGUCUGGAGCGGCUGAACGGGACGGGGAGCGGCGGGAGCGCCAGUCUGGCCACCGUCUCCGUGUCCAACAAGCUGCCGCCGAUGGGCAACAACAAUCCGGAGAAGCGAGCGCCGCUGGCCUCACUAAGUUCCUUCAAGAUCUCCUCGCUGGAGUGUCCCGACUCCGAGCUGCGCUCCCUGGAAGAGGACUCGGUUUUUGGGCUGGAGAGUCCGGCGGACACGGACGAUGACAUGCAGCAGCUGAGCAGCGACAGCGAGGAGCAGGAGGCGGCCGCCCAGGCCCAGGCUCAGGCUGCUUCUAUGCGGGCUUCUGGCGGGGAGACCAAGCCCAAUCCUCUGCAGCUGCCCAUGCCCGCCAAGCGGAUGAGUCUGAGUGCGGUGCCCUCGGCGGGAAUGGCCAUGGGUGGAGGUGCCAGGCCGCGGAGGCCUCUGCUCCAGAGACAUCGAACCAUCAGUGCCACAUCCGGUGAUCGAGUGGCCCUAAUCAACCAGCCGCUGCAGCUGCAACAGUUCCACAUGGGCAUGCCAAUCCAAGCGGAGGCGCCGGCUCCGCUGGAGACCCACUUUGGGGCGGUGAUAAGCCAGAGUCCUCCCAGGCGAGGACCCCUGCUCCAGCAGUACAGCGAUCCGCAGACGACGACGACGACGACCACAACGACCACCACCACGGAGGAGGACACUUGCUCCACCCUGAACACAGAGCUGGGCUUGGGGGAGGCCACCGGAGCAGUUCUGGGAGGCGGUGGAGGAGGUGGGGAGUCCAACACCCACACGCAGUACAGCAGCCUGAACACGGUAAUCAGCUUGGGCCGGUCCACGCCCAGUCCCGUUCCCGUUUCCGUUCCCCUUCCGGUUGUGAGCAGCCGGAUGGACAAUAAUGCCGCCACACAAGCCACACAGCAGCCAGCUCAACUGCCAACGAAUGCCAUCCGGCUGGUCCACGAUCCCUGCCCCUCGUCCGUGUCCGAUUCGGUGAUAGCCACCAGGCAGCAGAGCAUCUGUGUGCCCGCCUCCCUCAAGGAUCUGAUCCUGCGGAAGGGAUCGGGUCCGGCUCCGGCGCCCGCCAGCGGCAUCAGCCGGAGUGCCGCCAAUCUGAGCUGUGAGAGUGGAGCUGGAGCCACUGCACCAACCACAACGACUGUCAUGCUAGAGCUUCCCCUGAUCCGGCUGCCCAACGAGGAGGACGACGAGCCGGUGGAGCACACCGAUUUAGGCGGGGAGAAGCGCGAUCCCAGCCUGCCCGGCACUUCCAGGAAGUGGUCCAAGGAGACACUCUUCUAGCCCAGCUGGAUUCCACUGCUCCAGCGAAGGCAGUUCCCAGGGCCGGGCCACUAAUUAAGAGCUUAGCAACUGACUUUGUACGCAUGGUAUUGGGGUCUACAGUGAAAACUCCCGAGAGGGGAUUAACGUGGUUUAUGAUCAUCUUCCAAGAGUCUAUAAAAAUGUUAUUCAGCCCAUAAGCCAUUUCGAAUUUUGGUUUGGAAAAUAUCCCCAAUAACAACACUUGUCUAGGUCAGGAAAUGUCAAAUCCUAAGACCUUGAAACUUAACAUCAUUUAACAUGUUUUGGGUCACAUUUUCGAAAAUGUAUUUGAGUCUCCUUCAGGGGGUUUUCACUGUAAUUUCGGUAGUCGCAUGGUCUGGCAACCAACUUCCUGGGUUGCUCGAGACCCGGAACUAUGAAACGCGAGUAUCGACGAGUAUUUAGGCUUAGAUAAGGAGGAUUAGAUUAAGCGCAUUUAGUCAAAAUAUAAGUUAGUUGGUCUGUCAUAAGGGUUACAGUAGUACAUGCCUACUCAUCGUGUAAAGACCGAUCGAAAUGAUUAGGAGGGUAAUGCAGCAGCAACAUGAACAACAACGUAUUCGUACUUAGAGACUGUUGUCUAUUAUUGUUAAUAGAACUCUAAAAGUUAAGUAGUGAUACUCGGAUUUAUUUUUCACACUUUAUCUAUAAAUCGGAAGAGCAAGCAUGCGAAUAUAUAUAUUUGUAUGCGGCCAUACUAAGGAAAGAGUUUAUAUAUUUCUAUAGGUAUACCGCCAGCCGCCAGUCUUUCUAUCCCCUAUCUCUCACUCUCCCUCUUACGGAAUGAAAACUCUUCUAGUGUCUUAAACAGCAGCCAAAUACUUAAAGUAUUGUAAUUUAGGAAUUUUAUAGAUUGCACAACAACUUCGAUCGAGAUCGAGUUAUCCUUGCAACAGAAGUACUCUGACAAAGACCUUAAGGACCUCGAAAGGUCCACCCGAAGAUGCCUAAAUGUCUUUUACGCAUAGCUAGACAAAAGUUGCAGACCUUCUAGGAAUAUUUUCGCAUUUUCCCGCUCCUGCCUGUUCGAACUCGAAUUGUUGGAAAUAUAAUAGAGUUGUUGUCAGAAUAUAGAGUUACAAAACGAAUAUAACAUUGCAAACCAAAUUGAGAAAAUAAACAUAUAUGUAAACAAUUUCCUAACUCAUCCCACCUACGCAUCUGUAUUUUUCUAUGAAAAGCUAAAGCCAAGGGAAGGAAAAUAAAUCAAAUUACUUGUAUUAUUCAAAUCAAAACACAUAAUUAGUGGACGAAAACCAAGAUAGUAUGAUAGAGCUGCAUUUUGAGGUGCCCCAGCCCCCUAGAGACUUUCUCACAUGCCUGAGCCUCAGCCUGAGCCUGAUUUGUACCUUUCCUAUGCAUAAGUAUAUAUUUAUAUACACCACACAUGUAUAAAUCGAGCCCUGUUUGAAUAUUUUUUAAUGCUAGUAAGUAUUUUGUACGACGAGAUCAACUCGAAAGGCGCCUAAAAAAUGCAAAUGGUAUAUCAAAAAAGGAAACCCCCCAAAAACAUAAAACAUUAAUUGUUGGUUAUAUGCUGAAGAACGUAAGAGUAAAUGAAAAUUCGAAAAUAUUGUAAUUGUAGCGUUGAUUUGUUUAAAAUGAGCAAAAAUAUACAUAUAACUAAUAACGUAGCUAAAUAUACAUACCUAAUGAAACCAAUGAGCAAACCUAACUUGUGUAAGUCAAAGAGUAGCGGAACCAAUUGUUAAGCCUAAGCAUAAUAAAUCUGUAAUAAAACUGAGCUGUUGUAUUAAAUGAACAAUAACAAUGUUGAAGACAAAGUUUGGAUAAAUAAAUGCGCAGAGCAUUCAGUUUGUGAACUUCGAAUACGAGUAAUAGUAUUUUUACUAGAUACCUCUCCUUUCGCCCCUUUCGUUGCAAUGUUUUCUUUUAUACUUUUGUACUAAAACCCUUUUCUUCUUGAUUUUCCUAAUGUUCAUAAACUCGAUGUCUAUAUGUACCUCUAGCUAAAACUCAAAGCGUAAUUGAUAAAAUUGGUAAACGAAAGCAAUUCGAAAUUAAAACAAAUAUGUGUACUACUAACGCGCAAAAACAGAAUUAUUAAUGCAAGAUUACUUUAAAGAAUGGAUUAAAAUUUUUAAAAAGUAUGAGCUAUUAAAGAACAAACUUAGUUAAAUGUUAUAUAUAUGAAAAACCAAGAAAAUUGAUGUACAUGUUAGCGAUAUUAAUGAGAAAAUGUGACAAGUGAAAAAUAAACCGGAAGAAAAUACAUAUACACAA
Molecule: messenger RNA, 5852 nt
Organism: Drosophila rhopaloa
Lineage: Eukaryota; Metazoa; Arthropoda; Insecta; Diptera; Drosophilidae
Exons: 6
Coding region: 459-3587 (1042 amino acids)
Source: RefSeq, a predicted model, not a curated record